Amyelois transitella is the source of this 2494-nucleotide messenger RNA. It is a transcript of the gene Sf3a1, whose product is annotated as splicing factor 3A subunit 1. Gene Ontology annotation, molecular function: protein binding; RNA binding. The record is from RefSeq and is a predicted model, not a curated record. The coding region runs from base 179 to 2353 and encodes 724 amino acids. The transcript is spliced from 9 exons. Gene Ontology annotation, cellular component: U2 snRNP; catalytic step 2 spliceosome; U2-type prespliceosome. NCBI's taxonomy places the organism in Eukaryota, Metazoa, Arthropoda, Insecta, Lepidoptera, Pyralidae. Gene Ontology annotation, biological process: regulation of alternative mRNA splicing, via spliceosome; mRNA cis splicing, via spliceosome.
CACAAAGACAAACCACUACUACUGUGCGUGGCUUGUUAUUGUUGGGUGUUAUUAUUUAUAUGGUUUAUUAUUAUACCAGUCCGGUUAUUACAACAUUCCCGAUUUACUUACAUUAACUUUUGAAAUCGUGAUUUAGCUGAACUGUAUAGACUGCGAAAAGCAGUCUGUGCGGCAAUCAAUGCCGUCAAUAGACGUAAUGGCCCCUCCGGGGCAAGGGCCGGAACCCGCGCCAGAAGAACCUCCGCCGCCGCCUCCACCAGUUAUAGGAAUUAUUUAUCCUCCGCCAGAAGUAAGGAACAUUGUCGACAAAACUGCCAGCUUCGUAGCCCGCAACGGCCCUGAAUUCGAAGCUCGUAUCCGUCAGAAUGAACUCGGAAACCCAAAGUUCAACUUCUUGAACUCCGGAGAUCCCUAUCAUGCCUACUACCAGCAUAAGGUCAAAGAAAUCAGGGAAGGAAAAGGUACAGAGCCGACCCCCGCCCCAGCAGCCCCCGCAGUGCAGCGUCCAGGUCUAGCGCCCGCCACCGCCGCGCGGCAGCAGGAGCUGCUCAAAGCCGCCGUCCCCGCCGAGCCCCCGCCACCCCGCGACCCGCCACCAGAUUUCGAGUUCAUCGCAGACCCCCCAUCCAUCUCCGCAUUAGAACUCGACAUAGUCAAACUCACAGCGCAGUUCGUAGCAAGGAACGGACGUCAGUUCCUCACAGAUUUGAUGAAGAAGGAGGAACGCAAUCAUCAGUUCGACUUCCUUCGCCCCCAGCAUUCGCUGUUUCAGUACUUCACGCGCCUUCUGGAACAGUACACUAAAGUGCUUUUGCCUCCAAAAGAGUUGGUUGCGAAACUGUCAUCUGAAGUGAGGAAUGGUGUUUUGGAUCAGGCUCGCAGUCGCGCCGCCUGGCAUUCGUAUCAGGCGCGUCGUAAAGUAGCCGAUGAGGCCAGGAUUGAGAAGGAGCGGCUGGCGUACGCCUCCAUCGACUGGCACGACUUUGUUGUUGUUGAAACUGUUGAUUAUCCAGCUGGUGAACUGGGUGAUUUCCCACCACCAACAACUCCGUUAGAAGUUGGGGCUCGUGUGUUGGCACAGGAACGUGGGGACGAUGGAGGUCAGGGUCAAGAUGAUGAUGACACUGAGAUGCAGAUUGAGUCGGAGACUGAGUCAGAAUCGGACGAUGAUUUGGAUGAAAUGGAGGACCGGACACAGCAGCAACAGCGGCCGGAUGACAAUCGCGUGCAGGACAUGGAAGAAGAGAGCUCGUCUUCUGAAGAUGAAGGUCCACCGGAGCCGCCGCCGCGUCCGGCCGGUGAAGAAGCCCCGCUCCCGCCCCGCCCAGACCGGGUCGUCGUCAAGAAGUACGACCCCAAACGGGACCGGCCGCAGCCCACGCCGGCCAGCGAGGAGUGGCUGGUGUCGCCCAUCACCGGGGAGAAGAUCCCCGCCAACAAAGUGGCGGACCACGUCCGCAUUGGCCUGCUGGACCCGCGCUGGCUGGAGCAGAGGGACCGCGCGGCCGCCGAGAGGACGGACCGGGACGAGGCGCUGGCCCCGGGAGCGGCCAUUGAGGCUUCUCUUAAACAGCUCGCUGAGCGCCGUACGGACAUCUUCGGCGUGGGCGACGAGGAGACGGCGAUCGGUAAGAAGAUCGGCGAGGAGGAGAAGCGGCGCGACGACCGCGUCACGUGGGACGGGCACACCUCCAGCGUGGAGGCCGCCACUAGGGCUGCGCGUGCGCACAUCACGCUCGAGGAUCAGAUACAGCAGAUACACAAGGUGAAAGGCCUUCUCCCCGACGAGGAGAAGGAGAAGAUCGGCCCCAAGCCGGUGCCGGGCGCCGCCCGGGCUCCGCCGCCGCCGCGGGGCGCCGCGCCGCGCCCGCUGCCGCCGGUGCUGCUGCCGCCGCUGCCGCCGCUCAUGGUGCUGCCGCCGCUCGCGCCGCGCCCGCCGCUCAUACCCACGCCCGCGUUCGGAUUCCCUGCGGCGCCCCCGCUGCCGCCCGCGGAGGAGGAGGAGGCGCCGCCCGCCAAGCGCGUGCGCAGCGAGGACGCGCUGGAGCCCGAGCCCGCCUGGCUGGCGCGCCACGCCGGCGCCGUGCAUCUGCAGGUGGUGUUGCCCGCUCAACCGGAGCGCUCCGAGUGGCGGCUGGACGGCCGGGCGCUGGCCUUCAGCGUCCCGCUGAACACCUCCGUGGGGGAGCUGAAGAACAUGCUGCAGAGGGCUACCAACAUGCCCACUGCCAAGCAGAAGCUGCAGUACGAGGGUCUCUUCUUCAAAGACACCAACAGCUUGGCGUACUACAAUGUGCCGCCUGGCGCCGUCAUACAGCUGCAAGUUAAGGAGAGAGGUGGUCGCAAGAAGUAGACAGACAAACAAACAGGUCGCGCGUUUUACAGUAUAUAUUUUAAGCCAACAGUAUACACUAACCUUUAUGUCGUAUGUACCUACCAAUGUUGGUUUCUUGUCAAGAAUUAGAAGUGCUAUUCAAUAUAAUUAACGAUAUGA